This is a messenger RNA of Coccidioides immitis RS, 2582 nucleotides long. RefSeq lists its product as uncharacterized. Lineage: Eukaryota; Fungi; Ascomycota; Eurotiomycetes; Onygenales; Onygenaceae. The record is from RefSeq and is a predicted model, not a curated record. The coding region runs from base 1 to 1965 and encodes 654 amino acids. The transcript has a single exon. Gene Ontology annotation, cellular component: TORC1 complex; fungal-type vacuole membrane.
AUGCCAUCGAGCCAUUCUGUUUCGCCGGUUAAGCGCUCGGUCUCCUCACCGCAGGCGCCGCCGGACCACUCCGCGAUGUCCCGUCAUUCUUCGUCCACCACUGCAGCCCAUCAACCCCAGCCCCACAAGUCAACGGUCCAUAAAUCACACCGUCCGUACGUCGUCGGUACCCAUCGCGUGCAUGGACGGACGCAGUCGCAUAAGAACUUAAAUAAACUGCACAGAUUGGCCCUUGUGCAUAAUUUGGCUGUUGAUGGGGUGGCCGCUCCCCCGACCCCCUUUCGUCAUCAACGCAAAAAGUCCGCCCCCGUCUCACCAUCAACCAGUCCGCGAACAAACCAGAACCACGUUCGGUGGAAUCAGUCGACAAUACCGCUUACGGCCGCGUCUCCUAACACCACAGUGAGAAAAAAUUUGUCCACUCCUGCGCUGAGGCGGAAUGGAUCUGGGAUACUCGUCAAGAAGACUCAUGUUGUGAAUCAAACUGAAAAGGCCGAGACUUCUGAGAAGAAAACGGUUGGAUUCACGCUCGUGGACUCAGACGGCGAGGACGAAUGGGAAGACCACAGCUCCAUUUCAGCUUCCAGCACAAGGCGUAACUCCAUUGUAUCAGCAAAAAUGAAUGGACAGAAUAGCCUCACCGCCUCUGUCUCCUGCGCGAAGUCUCCCCUUGUCCAGGAGAGUCACAAUACGGAUAUUAACGACAGGAAUGUCCCACGUCAAGAGGAGCAAUUACAAAAAGGUCACGCCCGUGACAAGGAUGCCGUUUCUGAGGCACCGUCGGAUCAAACACGCGCCUCAGACCAACACCUUAUCGCAUCACGCAUCUUACACCACCCCCAUUCUUCGAAAGUUCCCCCCGCAAUAUCUUCCAUAUCCGCCACAGCCACCCCCUUGCCCUCUGACCGAAGCCCUCGUUCCUCUUCCUUUGCGAAUUUAGCUUCCAGCCUUAACGCUGUGAGCCACUCCCCCGCUCCAUCUACUCUAUCAUCGAUGGCGAUGAAUAACCCCCAUGCUGCGUCCUCGUCUGCCGAGGGAGGUGUAUCGCGUUUCUUGAUCAACAGUACUGGCCCUCGGACCGACCCGCGUUUCAGCUCCGGCCCUUCCACUCCUUCAUCUUUCCUUCCACAUUAUCAUCCGCAAUCACCACCUUCUCCCGAAUCAACUGCUCUCAAACGAUCGAAGUCUCCCAAGCCCCCCAACAAUGGACCCAUCGAGCCGCAUUCUCGUACCCAGCAAAAGCUUUGGCUUCAAAGAACAGCCACGAUGUCCAAUUCCCCUCCCGAUACAUUCAUUCCUGGGAUACCUGCGACCUCUACGAUCGAUUCCAAUUACGUGGCAGGCGCUCAGAGCCGCCCGGGUACCGGUGGCUAUGGGCCCGAUGGUCGUCGAUUCAUGAUAGGAGCGACUGGAUCUACCGGAGUAUCGACCGACGGCGAAAUCAAGCGCUCUCGAAAGAUAUACGAUAGGUUCACAACGGAAUAUUCUGUCGUCCAUCGCUUCAAAAACCCGGUUGUCGACAGUUUUAAACGAUUAAGGCAGAUUCCAGGUUCCAAUGCCGGUGGAAAAUUGACAAGAGUUAACUCCGCCCGUGACCUGGUCAACGGCCAUGAUCCGUCUCGCCCUCAAUCUCGAGAGGACAUGCUGUCUGCGACUGCAAUGGAAGAAGCCGGUGUUGGAAGCCAAUUUUUAAGCAAGACCCAUUCCAUGAAGCAAAGUCAAGUCCGGUUUCAAGGGCAAGAUGGCAUCGUCCAUGUUGGAGAGGUUGAACAAGGCGUCGAGCGAUUACAUCUGGAAAACCCUCCCUCCAGGACGUCCGUACAUACUGAUGGGAAUACAUACGGACAACAAAUCGAUGAUCAUGGCGACGUACGUACUGACAGUGCGUCGUAUCAUCCUACUGAAAGCGAACUAUUGAUUCGAAGGAUGUGGGAAAGCAGAGAGGUCCCUGUAGCGGGAGAAUAACCCGCGUAUCUAACGGUGAUGACUCUAAUCUCCGAUGCCUUUUUUUUGGUUAAAUGCCCAGUUUCUUCCCUUCUAGCCCAUAUUCCUCCCCCCCCCCCCCCCCCCACCCCCGGGUUUUUUCUUUCUUUGUUUUGCAUAUGGUUGGUUAGCGGUUGUGCAUUGCUUUUCUUUAGAUUGCGGACUAGAUAACCUAGGUUUUACCGUCAGUUACACUCCUGACUGGCUUUAGUGUAUGGCAUGGGAUUUUAUGGGAUAUUAUCGCGUUACUUACGUAUGUGCUCUGUCGGAUUCUCACUAAUUUGGAAUCCGAGACUUGAUGUUUGAUAUUGGGUUUCUCCGGCUACUCUUUCACAGGUUGGAUAAUUAUCAACUAUUGAUCUGCUUUUUCUUUAAUUUCCAUUUAUUAUUGUGUUUUGGCUCCAGAGCGCAUUAUGUAUAUGGGCUAUACCAGCGCUCUCAUGCUCUUUCAAGCCUCUUUUCCUUUUAAUCAACAUUGAGCAGCCCAAAGGGCCGCAUCCUGAUCAGCUCUGAAAUAUGUGAAGAAUCGUGGAAGUGUUUGUAUGAUACAUGUGUAAGUACUGUAUGGCGUCGACAAUACACCUUAAACUUGUACUCGA